AAAACAAUAGGUGGCGACACACACAGAUGGUUGCUUUCUUUAUGGCUAUCAUAGUUUUGUUGUUACCCUGACGUAUCUACUAGGUGAUGUGAAAGGUAUCCAAUAUUCCAGGAAUUCGAGCAAUUUAUAUAUACGUGCAUGAUUUGUCCGUCGUUUCCCCAUCAGCAUAAAAUAUGGCAGACGACUCCCUUUUCGAAUUCCUCCACAUGGAAAUUGUGUCCCACAUUUACAAGGAACAGGAGUCACGUGGAGAUCACGAGAAGGAGAGGGGCACCUGUGUAUCCAUCUUAGAGUGUAUGGGCUUCCGCGUUGGCCAAGGUCUUAUUGAGAGGAUCACCAAGGACUCCCCCAGCUUCAAAGAUGAACUGGACGUCAUGAAGUUCCUUUGCAAAGACUUCUGGAUUAAUAUCUUCAAGAAGCAAAUCGACAACCUCAGAACAAACCACCAGGGCACAUAUGUGCUGCAAGAUAACCGCUUUGCACUCAUUACUCAAAUCUCCAGCGGGAAACAGUACCUGGAGGAUGCCCCUAAGUACCUGGCCUUCUCCUGUGGUCUGCUGCGGGGCGCUCUCUCCAACCUGGGACUCGAGAGUGUAGUGACUGCUGAGGUGUCCCUCAUGCCUGCUUGUAAAUUCCAGGUGGUGAUUCAGAAGCUCUAGAUGUCUACCAGGAGUCUACUCCAUCUCCACUCCUUAUGAUUCCUGCUCUGCUCUUCCACACGAAUGUCUACAUCCUUGUCCUGAAUGUUUACACACCAAGGUAGUUUACAGGUGACAAGAAGGGUCUAUUAGGAAGCUGGUUCAGGAGUAAACCAGGUUAAGUUAAGAGGUAAAUCAUCUAAUAGAAGAGCCUGGAGUCUUCAGGACUUCUAUUAGCUGAUUUACCAUGUAACUUUACCAGGUUUACCAAGUUUCUUAGUACAGGCCUAAGGUGUUUAUUUAUUUGUUCAUUUGUUUACGAGGAGGAGGUCACAGUGGUUGCCUCUGUAGAAAAUUAUGUUUAACAAGAACAAGAAAAAAAGAAAUGAUAAUAAGAAGAAACGGUAGAAAAACAAAAGGGUCCUACGCACUUUCUGUGCUCGGGCCCUAAAAAUAAAAUAAAAACAGUGUCAUGAUUGCCAAUAUUUUGUAGAAUUGUGAGGUACAGACAAAAAUGAACAUUUCUUUGUGCAUGUGCAGAAAGAAAUCUUUUGAAGCCAUCUUGAAAUCUUGCGUAAUCACCAUUGCUUGUCAAAAAAAAUGUGUUGGUGAGAUGACGUGCUAAAAUCUAUUUGAUGUAACAAAGAUGUAAUCUAUUUAUUUAUUUGUUAAGACAUUCCCCUCUACCUCUGUUUUUAUUUAAGAGUUAAGUUUUGAUGAUUUUUUUUGGAACACGUAGUUGGAACAGAUGAUUUCAACUGUGUUGGUAGGUAGAUGUAAAAGCCGAUGGCAAACACCAAAACACGUUCUUAGUUCAAAAUGAAGCAAUUCCAUAUCUGACCAGCAGGGGUCAGCCUAUGUAAGUGUCAUCUUCUCUGUCUUGCUCACCACUAGUGUGUCCACACUGUAGAAUAGCAUGGUAGGGUGUUCUGUACAGGCAUCCAUCCAAUAGGCAGAGGUCUCAGAAGUAAAAGUAAAGUCAUGGUGUAAGUACAACACUAGCAGGUGAUACUACAUUGCUGUUACACCAGUUAUUCCUUCGUACCUAAUGAGGUAGAUUGACUGUGAUUUUACUGAAAAACACUGAAAACGUAACUAGAACCCACCACAAACGUCAUCCAAAUUUGAGUCAGCUGAUCGUGAGACAAGUAUACAGGUCUACUGGUUACUCAGAUAAAAGUUGUCUCUUUUGGAAGGAAACUUUGUGUUUCUUUUUUUUAGUUUCACUUUUACUUUUACUUUUGACAUCUCAGCCAGUAGGCACUUGUCUAUCUUCCCGCUCUGCCUGAGCCUCAGUAGAGACACGCUUUAGUUUAGGUAGUCUAUGAACAUACAGUAAGCGCUGCGUGUCUGUUAUUGUGAAACUUUGGAUUCGCCAGGUCUACAGUAGUCUAGACACAGCACGUCUAAGCGUGUUUUUAGAGUUUCACAGUGAAAAAAGUGUCACACACUUAAGGUGCUUUUCUAGGUAUACGAUACGGUGGUGGCUUGUUUGUAGACUCUUAAAACAGAGAAAAUAGAAUGCCAACAUGUGAAAACAACAGUCAUAAUAAAGUAACGACUAGUAAUAAUUCUUAAGUCCCAGCACCUGUGAAACUUGAAUGCAUGUGUCUGCUCACCCUUAGUGUAGAGUAGAGUAGAGUAGAGUAGAGUAGAGUAGAGUAGAGUAGAAUAGUGUAGAGUACAGUAGGGUACAUUGCAGAGUAGUGUGGCGUGGUGUGGUGCUUAGUAGAAUAGUGUAGUGGUUGUAGUUUUUUUAGUGGUUGUAGUUCUUCAGUGCCAAAGGA
This is a messenger RNA of Engraulis encrasicolus (European anchovy), 2425 nucleotides long. It is a transcript of the gene trappc6bl, whose product is annotated as trafficking protein particle complex subunit 6B, like. The record is from RefSeq and is a predicted model, not a curated record. Gene Ontology annotation, biological process: regulation of GTPase activity; endoplasmic reticulum to Golgi vesicle-mediated transport. NCBI's taxonomy places the organism in Eukaryota, Metazoa, Chordata, Actinopteri, Clupeiformes, Engraulidae. Gene Ontology annotation, cellular component: TRAPP complex; cis-Golgi network; trans-Golgi network. The transcript has 7 exons. Bases 174 to 659 code for a protein of 161 amino acids.